AUGGGAAAACUGGAUGUAGUUGGAACUGGUGGACCUGGAGCUGUCACUGUGGUAGUGUCUCACUACCUAACCAAUAUUGAUUUGGAAUUCAUAGGCCGGGCCUGCCUGAAGCUAGCAGAGAUCUGUGACCUGUGGCUUCCAAAUAGCUGGAGGUUGGUGGCUAAAGCAGGAGUGGAGGUGCAGGCCUGUAAACACAGCCAUCUAGGAAGUAAGGCAGGAGGAAGGACCGAGUUGGUAUCAUUUGAAGAUGUAGCUGUGGACUUCACCCGGCAAGAGUGGCAGGACCUGGAUGUUGUUCAGCGAAACCUCUACAGAAAUGUGAUGCUGGAGAACUACACCAACCUGAUGUUCUUGGGGAACUGUUUGGCCAAACCAGAUUUGAUCUUCAAGUUGGAGCAUGGACUUGCACCGUGGAGUGUAAAAGAAGACUCAAUUCAGAGUUUUCCAGGAUUAAAAAGUAAACAGAAAAUGUACUGGACAAAAACUGAUGAUUUAAAACAAUGGCAGAAUGCUUUUUAUCACAAGUUACAUCACACUUGUCAUCAAGUAACAAUCUCAGGUGAAAAAUUGGAUGAAUGUUGUACAGCCUUGAACUCCAAGUCACAGCUCACUAAGCAUCAACGUACUGAAACACGUGAGAAGCCAUAUGAAUGUGGGAAAACUUUCAAAUCCCAGUCAUAUCUCACUGUGCAUCAGAAUCCUUACACAAGCGAGAAGCCCUAUCAAAGUAAUGCUUGUGGGAAUGCUUUUCUUGCAAAGUCAGAUCUUAAGAAACAUCAGAAAAUUCAUGCUGUUGAGAAGCCAUAUGUGUGCACUGAAUGUGGGAAGGGCUUCAUCUUCCAGUCUGAUCUCACUGUGCAUCAGAGAACUCACAUAGGUGAAAAGCCAUAUGAAUGUACUGCAUGUGGGAAAGCUUUCAUCAGCAAGUCACAGCUCACUAUACAUCAACGAACUCACACGGGUAAAAAGCCAUAUGAAUGUACUGCAUGUGGGAAAGCUUUCAUCAGCAAGUAUUGGCUCACUGUUCAUCAGAGAACUCACACGGGUGAAAAGCCAUAUGAAUGUACUGCAUGUGGGAAAGCUUUCAUCAGCAAGUAUUGGCUCACUGUUCAUCAGAGAACUCACACGGGUGAAAAGCCAUAUGAAUGUACUGCAUGUGGGAAAGCUUUCAUCAGCAAGUCUUGGCUCACUGUUCAUCAGAGAACUUACACGGGUGAAAAGGCAUAUGAAUGCACUGCAUGUGGGAAAGCUUUCGUCUGGAAGUCACAGCUCAGUAAACAUCAGAGAACUCACACGGGUGAAAAGCCAUAUGAAUGCACUGCAUGUGGGAAAGCUUUCUUCAACAAGUCAUGGCUCACUGUACAUCAGAGAACUCACACGGGUGAAAAGCCUUAUGAAUGCACUACAUGUGGGAAAGCUUUCGUCUGCAAGUCAUGGCUCAAUAUACAUCAGAGAACUCACACAGGUGAAAAGCCAUAUGAGUGCACUGCUUGUGGGAAAGCUUUCGUCUGGAAGUCACGGCUCAGUAUACAUCAGAGAACUCACACGGGUAAAAAGCCAUAUGAAUGCGCUGUGUGUGGGAAAGCUUUUGUUUCGAAGUCAAAUCUAAAUAGGCAUCAGAGAACUCACACAGGUGAAAAGCCAUAUGAGUGCACUGCAUGUGGGAAAGCUUUCGUCUGCAAGUCAUGGCUCAAUAUACAUCAGAGAACUCACACAGGUAAAAAGCCAUAUGAAUGUACUCUAUGUGGUAAAGCUUUCUUUUCCAAGUCAAACCUCACUAUACAUCAGAGAAUUCACACAGGAGAAAAGCCAUAGGAAUGUACUGUAUGUGGGAAAGGUUUCAUCUUCAAGUCACAACUCACUAUGCAUCAGAGAACUCACAGGUGAAAAGCCAUCUGAAUGUACUCUAUGUGGUAAAGCUUUCAUCUUCAAGUCACAGCUUGCUGUGCAUCAGAGAACUCAUACCGGUAUAAAGACAUAAGAAUGUCGUACAUGUGGGAAGGCUUUCAUUACCAAGUCAGAUUUUAAUAAUCACCAGAGAACUCACAAAGGUGAAAAGCCAUAUGAACGUACUGAAUGUGGGAAAGCUUUCAUCUCCCAAGCCAUAGCUCACUAUACAUCAGAGAACUCACACUGUUGGAAAAACCUUAUCAAUGUCCUGCAUGUGGGAAAGCUUUCAUUACCAAGCCAAUCUAAAUAAGCAUCAGAGAAUUCACACAGUUGAGAAGCCAUGUGAAUGUACGGUAUGUGGGAAAUUGUUUAUGUCCAAGUCACGUCUCACUGUCCAUCAGAGUACUCAUAUAGGUGAAAAGCCAUAUGAAUGUAAUAAAUGUGGAAAAGUUUUUACUGCUAUACCAGAUCUUAUUAAACAUGAGAAGACAUAGUUGAAAGGUACAUGAAUAUGGGUGUGGGAAAGCUUUUAUUUCUCAGUCACAACUCAGUAUAUAUUAGAGAAGUGACACUUAGGAGAAACCAUAUUAAUGUUGGAAAGCAUUCAUCUCCAAAUCAUAGCUUACUGUUCAUCAGGAAAGUCAUAUAGGUGCAAAGUCAUUAGACUAUAAUGGAUAUGGGAAGUCAUGUCUCAAUAGGAAUCAGAAUUCAUUCAGAUCAAAAGACAUAUCAAAAAAUUUACAUAGAAAUGUUUUAUUUGCUAUGCCCAUCAUUAUCACAGAAUUUAAGCAGGUGUGAUUCCCUGUGAAUGUAGCAGCAUUUUUGCUAAAGUCACAAAUCGCUGUUCACCAAUGAAGUCACAUAGUUGUAUAGCCAAAUGAAUGUAGGAAAGGAUGCAUCCAGGUAUUGCACAUCAAUAUUCAUCAGAAGCCUCAUACAAGAGCAAAGUCAUAUCAUGCAAUGAAUGUGAAAAAGCUGUUCCUUAAUAAUCCAAAAAGAAUGCACACAUGUGGGAUACUACAUUAAUGUAAUGGAUAUGAGAAUUUUCUGAAAGUGGGAAAUCUGUUUUCCUGAAAUCAGGUCACUAAUUAUAUGAAAACUCAUACAGGUAAGAAUAUAGAAUAUUGUCUUUCAGUCACAGCUCACUAUGCAUCAGAGAAUACAUACAAUUGAGUAGACACAUGAAUGUGGGAAAGUCUUCUUUACCCAGUCACAGCUUACUAUGCAUCAGAGAAUCAAUAUACCUUGAAAAUCAUGAACAUAAUGAAAGAUGAAAACAUCUCUUCCAAGUUUUGACAGCCAUGUAUGGCAGAACUAAACAAAUGAGAAGCCAUACACACACACAUAACAUGCAGUGAUUGCAAGAAUGCUUUCUUCCAUAAGUCAAAAUUCAUGUGUCAAAGAAGUUUUGUAGAUAAGUCCUAUCAAAGUAGUGUAGUUUGAAAUGUUUCUACAAUUACAACUCAUGAAUCUGGAAGACAUACCUCUGAGA
This is a messenger RNA of Jaculus jaculus (lesser Egyptian jerboa), 3382 nucleotides long. Its product is annotated as zinc finger protein 25-like. The record is from RefSeq and is a predicted model, not a curated record. Lineage: Eukaryota; Metazoa; Chordata; Mammalia; Rodentia; Dipodidae. Gene Ontology annotation, molecular function: DNA-binding transcription repressor activity, RNA polymerase II-specific. Bases 1 to 1815 code for a protein of 604 amino acids. The transcript is spliced from 6 exons. Gene Ontology annotation, biological process: negative regulation of transcription by RNA polymerase II.